Messenger RNA from Rosa chinensis, 1592 nucleotides. Its product is annotated as putative cyclin-D6-1. The record is from RefSeq and is a predicted model, not a curated record. The transcript is spliced from 6 exons. Gene Ontology annotation, biological process: mitotic cell cycle phase transition; regulation of cyclin-dependent protein serine/threonine kinase activity. Gene Ontology annotation, molecular function: cyclin-dependent protein serine/threonine kinase regulator activity. The coding region runs from base 156 to 1124 and encodes 322 amino acids. Lineage: Eukaryota; Viridiplantae; Streptophyta; Magnoliopsida; Rosales; Rosaceae. Gene Ontology annotation, cellular component: cyclin-dependent protein kinase holoenzyme complex; nucleus; cytoplasm.
UUCAAGUCUUCACCCACACUCACUUCACUACACACAUACACCCCCUUUUCUUUUAACAAAGAAAAGAAAAAACACCAAAUUCUUUGCCUUUCUUAUCUCACUGCUUUGCUCUUCCUUCCGAAAAAUGUCCUGAAAAACUUGGGUGACUAAAAUCCAUGGAGUUCGACCUUGAAAACCCACUAACAAUUUCCCAUGAUAUCCACUCUGACUCGGUCACUUCUCUGUUCUCCAUUGAAUCCGAUCACAUGCCAUCUGAGAAUUACUUCCAAACCCUUCAAGCUGGAGACUUUGACAUCUCUGUUCGAAGGGAAGCCAUGGCUUCAAUCUCACAGCUUUGUUGUAACUCUGAUAACUUCUUAUCCUACCUUGCUGUCAAUUAUCUUGAUCGGUUCUUGUCCUGCCAAGGAAAGCUGCAACCGAAGCCUUGGAUCAUCAAGCUCCUUGCAAUCUCCUGCGUUUCUUUAGCUGCCAAGAUGAAGAAAACAGAUUUUUCUCUUCUUGAUUUUCAGAGUGACGGAGGUAUCAUUUUUGAUACUCGAACGAUAGAGAGAACGGAGUUCCUGAUUUUGGGAGCUCUAAAAUGGAGAAUGCGGUCCAUAACUCCCUUCUCUUUCAUUCUCUUCUUCAUUUCUUUGUUCAAGCUUGAAGAUCCUCCGUUGAGGCAAGCUCUCAAAGCCAGAGCUACCCAGAUCAUCCUCAAAGCUCAAAAUGAUAUGAAGCUUUUUGUGUUCAAGCCAUCAAUAAUUGCAGCCUCUGCUCUCCUCUCUGCUUCUCAUGAGUUAUUCCCAAUGCAAUGUCCCUGCUUUAAAAAAGCACUAUCCAACUGUUCCUAUGUAAACAAGAUAACUUUGCUGCAAUGCUACAAUUGUAUGCAAGACAGUGUGGUAGAUGAGUACGAUUCAGUCUUGGAGAUGGUGUCUAGCUCAGUGACACCGGCCAAUGUGUUGGAUCAUACUUUUUCAUGCUCUGCAGACAGUGGAAGAACCACAGUGACCAGCAUUACCACUUUAAAAUUGGAGAGGGACAUCAAGAGGAGGAAAUUUAGUGAAUAUUGUAAAGAUCAUCACCACAGAGUUGUCCAAAUUAAUUUCUCAUCAGAUCCAGCAACACUCGGGCCUAGUUAGAGCUAAUGACAGAGCUCAUCAAUGGUCUCUCCCUCUCCUUGUGAGAGUGACACAAGCUAAUAAGCUCUGCUCCAAUGACAGGGGAAAUGGAGAGGGAAAAACAGAAAAAGAAAAAAAAGUGAUGGGAGAGAACACAGGGGGGGGGGGAAAGUUUCGCUAUACAGAAAAAUUACAGAACGAUGUCCUCAACUGUUGCAACCUUGAUCCUACGUGGAUGAAGUUAAAAGUCGAGAAACCUCUAUAAAGAGAAUGGUUCCAAAUCUUUUUUCAAUAUCUUGAGCGUGUGAUGAAAAUAUGCAAAAUGUAUUUGCAACAAAAUUGGCUCUCUUUGGACAUGCUUGAAUGAAACCAAACCUACCACUGUUGGCUUCAUUUUCUCUAGGGGUGAGCAGAUCGAAGAGAUGAAAAGGAAUGGGGUUUUUUCCGUUUCUCUUGUUUUCUUCCAAUUAUUAUUAUUUGAAGCUGUCU